CUCUAUAAGUUUUCAUUAGUUUUAUAAUUUUUUAGAUUUUUAAAAGAUAUAUUCCAUGGAAGGAAGAUUAAAAUCAGCUUGUGUAAUUGGUGGCACUGGAUUUAUGGCAUCUUUGCUUGUUAAGCUUUUGCUUGAGAAAGGCUACACUGUUAAUACAACUGUCCGCGAUCUUGGAAAUCAUAAGAAGAUUUCUCACCUAUUAGCAUUACAUGAGUUGGGAAAAUUGAGAAUAUUUCAAGCUGAUUUAACAGAUGAAACAAGCUUUGAUAUCCCUAUAAAUGGAUGUGACAUUGUCUUCCAUGUUGCAACACCAAUUAAUUUUGCUUCUCAAGAUCCAGAGAAUGAUAUGAUAAAUCCAGCAAUACAAGGAGUAGUGAAUGUCCUAAAAGCAUGUGUCAAAUCAAAAACAGUUAAAAAGGUAGUAUUGACCUCAUCAGCUGCUGCUGUGACAAUCAACCAACUUAGUGGCACAGGUCUAGUCAUGGAUGAGUCUAAUUGGACAGAUGUUGAGUUCUUGACUUCAACAAAACCACCUACUUGGGGGUACCUUGUCUCAAAAACAUUAGCUGAAAAGGAAGCUUGGAAAUUUGCUGAGGAAAAUAACAUUAAACUUAUCACUAUAAUUCCAUCUCUCCUGGCUGGUCCUUACUUUACUCCAGAAACUCCAAGUAGUGUUGAUCUUGCCAUGUCCUUAAUCACAGGGGAUGAAUUUCUUAUAAGUAACUUGAAGGGGAUGCAGAUGUUAUCAGGUUCAAUAUCUAUUACACAUGUAGAGGAUGUUUGUCGAGCCCAUAUUUUUGUUGCUGAGAAAGAAUCAGCUUCUGGAAGGUAUAUAUGCUCUGCAGUCAACACCAGUGUGAUAGAGCUUGCAAGUUUCUUGAAGAAAAGAUAUCCAACUCUAUAUGUUCCGACUGAUUUCCGAGAAUUCCCACCUAAAGCCAAGUUGAUCAUCUCGUCAGAGAAACUCAUCAAAGAGGGAUUCAGUUUUAAGUAUGGGAUUGAAGAGAUUUAUGAUCAGUGUGUUGCUUGUUUUAAACAUAAGGGGUUAUUGAAGAUCUAAACAAUUUACUGAUGAAUCUUUGUGGCAAAGAGCAGCACUAUUCUAUCGAUAUGUGUAAUGAAUAAGCAAGACUUAAUGUGAUACAGAAGAAGCAACAUUUAAUAAAUAAAAUAACUCUAGUUUGGUGAUCUAUCAUUAAGAAAUAACUUUAUUUUCGACUUUGUACUCGAACACAUAAAUGCAUACUCUUGCUUAGAACUGAACUCUGUUUUGCUUCAUAUUAAAAAAGUUUCGGAAAUUGAGGCUAUUUCCCAGCCUUUAUGCUCUGUCCCUUGUCAUAUUCCUUAAAGGUCAGAGUUAGAAGUCAUGUGCAAGUGAGGGAAUUCAUAGGGAGACUGGAGACUUCUCUUUCCUACUUCCUGGGGACUCUAGAUUUAUCAUUUCCGGUCUUCUUGUUGUUGUUGCUCCUUUCUGCUACUUUAUUGAUCUCUUUUCUCUAUUACAGAAUAUUUUUCUCCCUUUUUAGUAUGUUACUGAAACAAUUGAUAAUGCUAUUAAAUCUGAAAUUGGUUUCGCAAUUGGAGCUAUCUUUCAUUCAACUUAUUGAAAUAGAACUAAGAUUUCUAUACAAAAGCCUAAAAAGUACUAGAGAGGGUAUGUUUUAGUUGGGAACCUUAUAUCACAAGACCAUUAAACCAACAUCAAGUGAAGUCAUUAAGUCGACCAAAAAUUCACGCACAAAAGGCUGAGCAAAGUAUAAAUUCAUUUAACAUCCAAAACAAGAA
Solanum lycopersicum (tomato) is the source of this 1785-nucleotide messenger RNA. RefSeq names its product anthocyanidin reductase ((2S)-flavan-3-ol-forming). The record is from RefSeq and is a predicted model, not a curated record. Lineage: Eukaryota; Viridiplantae; Streptophyta; Magnoliopsida; Solanales; Solanaceae. Gene Ontology annotation, molecular function: anthocyanidin reductase activity; oxidoreductase activity, acting on the CH-OH group of donors, NAD or NADP as acceptor.